Messenger RNA from Macrobrachium nipponense, 2657 nucleotides. RefSeq lists its product as uncharacterized. The transcript is spliced from 8 exons. NCBI's taxonomy places the organism in Eukaryota, Metazoa, Arthropoda, Malacostraca, Decapoda, Palaemonidae. Bases 197 to 1363 code for a protein of 388 amino acids. Gene Ontology annotation, cellular component: chitin-based extracellular matrix. Gene Ontology annotation, molecular function: structural constituent of chitin-based larval cuticle. The record is from RefSeq and is a predicted model, not a curated record.
UGGGUCUUCAUUGGGCAUCAGGACGUGGUUGUGUGUGCAUACAUUCCCCCCUUCGAUAGAGACGCUCUCUGUCUCUGUCUCUCCCCUCUCUCGAUUUAUAUCUCUGCGACAGAGAGAUACUCGGUAAAGAUCCGUCGUCCUCCUUCAGUCAACUUUCGGAACAGUUGCCUUCAGCUACUUCGUCAGCGUCGCCGUCAUGAAGCAGAUCGUGUGCCUCGCCUUAAUGGCUACGUUAGGCAUAGCCACAGCAGUACCUCAAACCAAAGGCUCGGAGGACUACAACUUCGGUUUCGACGCUGGAUCCCACUUCAGGAAAGAGGAGAAAACUCCCGAAGGCAAGACCCUAGGCGAGUACGGAUUCCGUACGCCCGACGGAUGCAUGCACGUCGUGAAGUACGAGGCCGACCAGCAGGGAGGAUACAGGGUCCUGGGCUCCAGUAAGAGAGAUUGCAACAUCAAAGCUCACAAUCGUCGUCCAUUUACGACGACAACGACAACAAAACGACCGACCACAACGACAACCAAAGCCACAACCACGGCCCGUCCUACCACUACAACCACGCGCCGCCCUACCACUACUACCACAACCACGCCCCGCACUACCACCCGCACCACUACAACUACUACCACUACUACUACUACUCCUAAACCACGUAAUCCACUGUCCAUCAGUCCGGUGCCACAAGUUAACAACGCUAUUGAAGCCGAGGAACCCCAAGGUCGCCAACUGAGCCAGCCGGGCACAGCCGAAAAAGAGCCGGAACCUCUGUACUCCUACGGUUACAAGACGGACACCCACGGCCACACGGAGUCGGGGCUGCCCGAUGGGUCCAAGAAGGGAGAGUACUACUGGGACAGUCCUGACGGCUGGAGGAUCAUCGUUACCUACGAGGCUAACGAAAGAGGCUUCUACCCGAGGGUGAAGCGCAUUCGCCUUACGCCUACAACUCCAAGGCCUGAAGACGGGCCAGGUAACGGAAACCCCCUCGCUAAGGAGCUGGGACCCGAUAAGGCCGAAGAAAUUGCUGUGCCUGUUGGAGGCUGUCCUUAUUACUUCUACUAUAACACCAGGAUGAACUACCACUGGGAGCACUGCCACGAGAACUCCAACCGAACGGGAGAAUUCGGUCAUUUAGGGUCGGACGGAUAUUCCCACAAGACAUCCUACUACGCCGACAGCACAGGAUUCCAUCCCAGAGUGAGCAGGACGCCCCUCACGGCCAGGCAAGCAGAGGUGGUCGCCGAAUACACGAAAGGUGCCUUUAUCAUACCCAAGCCCGACGAGGAGCGAACCGACACGGAGAGAAGGAUCCAGGAGUGGCUCAGAGAAAACAGAGAUCGCGUUGACAACCCGUUGCGGUGAACGGCUACACAAUCAAAAUCUUUGUCGCCUAACAUUCUUCUUCGUCUUCUUUUUCUUCUUAUUGUCGUAUAUGAGCAACAUUGUAACUGACGGUUUCGUAGACCACGCUUUUUAACACUAAUAUAGCAAGGUGAUAAGUACAAAAGAACAGUGCGCUUCCGUAUCUCAAUUUUAAUUAGUCGUUUCUAAAAAGGUCUUUUUGUUUUAUUUAGCAGGAAGUAUCUGCAGUAUUCCAGGAGCAACAGAGUCUGGCAUAGUAGUAUAAGGAAAAGCAUUGUUGUAUUUUUUUAUUUGACAAGAAAACUAAGAAUGGUCCUAAUUUAAUUUUAGACCAAAAUUUCAGUUAUAUAAGGUUCUCCUCUUCAAUUGAAGAAUGCGGAGUCAAAUGCAGUGUUGACAAGGAAAGUAUGAAAAACAUUUUGAAAUUCAUUGAUUUACUCAUAUAAUAAUUUGGGAAACUGAAGGAAAGAUGACCUAAAUUACCUUAAUCAUUAAUUCCAGUAGUAAUGAGAGUUCAUAAGUGUACCGACAGAAUCGCAGAUUUGGAAUAUCUUCUGUUGUCAUAGGGGAUUUGGUCUGGAAAAUGUAUCCAUUAAUUAGAAUCAAAGACAAAUCAGGUUUACAAACAUGUUAGGAAGUGUCAUUAAUUAGUGGGUUAAUUAUUGUUUUUGAUACGGGAAUUCUUAGGUAUUUUGACGAUGUGGUAUGAAAUCUUUUUACAAAAAAAUGAUUCCAGAAAAAAAGAAUGUCCUGAACCUAACACUCAAGUUUCCUAUACUAAGUUGCUCUCUUGAAUCAGCAAAACGAAAUGACGAUCUAUACUUAUUUCAUUAAAAAAAAAAAUAAAAUCUCCAAAACUGAGAUAUUUAGAAUGCUUUCAAAGCUCGGUUUCAGAGUAACAUAAUGUGGUACAUCAGUAUUGGACGGGUAAGCAACCUGACCACGAUCAAGUAUGUCUUGGUAUACUUAUUUCCAGAAUGCUUAAACAUUGAAGAAGUUCAUUCUUGCCGAAAAUCCUAGCACUAUUUCCAUGAUAUACCUUUUGUUUCCAGAAUAUGGAAGACCAGAUGCUAGGUGUACCUAUAGUGUACAUUUGAUUUACAAGUUAGUGAUGAAAAAACGCGUUGGUCUAUCAUGAUUUCUUGUAAAAUUUUAAUGUAAAUAUGCUAAAACAACUUUUUUUUUAACAUAAAUAGUUUCUUGUUUUCAUCCGCAUUUCCCUUCUAAUCUAAUUUUAUCUGGACCUACUGUUUUCCUAUUCAGAGUUUACCAGUAUUAUGAUUUAUCUGUAAGA